Guillardia theta CCMP2712 is the source of this 632-nucleotide messenger RNA. RefSeq lists its product as hypothetical. The coding region runs from base 68 to 250 and encodes 60 amino acids. The transcript is spliced from 2 exons. The record is from RefSeq and is a predicted model, not a curated record. Lineage: Eukaryota; Cryptophyceae; Pyrenomonadales; Geminigeraceae.
GGACAGUCCUAGCGUGCAGUACUUUGGAUUGACAAUUUUACAUCUUGGAGUUAACGGGGUUGUGCCUAUGAAGGCGAAGGGUUGGGAAAAUCUGAUGGAGAAAGACGAGCUCUCUGCAAAGAAAGUGGCCAACGUUGCGACAAGCAUUGCAACACGCAUGCUGCUAGCGCGGCGUGGGGUCGAAAUCGAUAAAAUUACAAAUGGCCUGUUCCGAUGCCCAUGUCCCAUGGUCUUUCAAUGUACACUGUAGCUGAAAAAGUUCGCGAUAGGCUAGGACAAGGUAAGUUUGUAUGAAGCACCAGCUGCUUGCAACAAUCAAGGUAGGAUUAAACAGAAGAGGAUCGUUGAAUGUAUCAAGAUGAAGUAAAGACGGUAACCCUUGGUACGUUUUUCUCUGAUUCAAAUCUAAGUAAGCACUUGAAAAUUAUUGACCCGUUCUGAAGUAUGUGGUAUGCUGUAGAAUCCAAUCGCAACUUCCGAACUACUGCAAGAGUCUGGCCUUGUCACAAUGAAUCGUGUGCCGCCUUUGGCCACGUGAUGGGACGGAUUGCAAGCGAGGAGAGGAGGAGGAGAGGAGGAGGAGGAGAAGGGUUUGAGGGGAAGACGGAGGGAGGGAUGAGAUAGUAGUUUUG